This is a messenger RNA of Chlorocebus sabaeus (green monkey), 501 nucleotides long. The record is from RefSeq and is a predicted model, not a curated record. NCBI's taxonomy places the organism in Eukaryota, Metazoa, Chordata, Mammalia, Primates, Cercopithecidae.
ACUCCCAGCUUCACUUCUUCAAUCACCACCACCGAGACUACCUCACACAGUACACCCAGAUACACUUCUUCGAUCACUAUCACUGAGACCACCUCAAACAGUACUCCCAGCUUCGCUUUGAUCACCACCACCGAGACCACAUCCCACAGUACUCCCAGCUUCACUUCUUCGAUCACCAUCACUGAGACCACCUCAUAUAGUCCUCCCAGCUUCACUUCUUUGAUCACCACCACCGAGAUCACCUCACACAGUACUCACAGCUUCACUUCUUCGAUUGCCACCACCGAGACCACAUCCCACAGUACUCCCAGCUUUACGUCUUUGAUCACCACCAGGGAGACCCCCUCACAGGGUACUUCCAGCUUCACUUUUUCGGUAACCACCUCUGAGACCCCCUCACACAGUACUCCAAGCUUCACUUCUUCGAUCACAAUCACCGAGACCACCUCACACAGUACUCCCAGCUACACUACCUCAAUCACCACCACCGAGACCCCCUGA